AUGAAACUCAUUUCGCUCAAGGCCGCCAUAAUUUUCAUCCAGGUCGCUUCAGGCCUCAAACAUCUCAACAUGUACAGCGACGAUAACUGUGACAAUUGGAUUGGUCAGAUCAAUGACGAUACUGGUGCUAAAGGCACUUUCGCGCCUGGUACUCACUCAGUUAUGCUUGUCGACUGUGGCAAAGGUCUCAACAUGUACGGAGGGUACAUGUUCCAUUACGGCAGUAACCAUAAUGGUCGUUGGUCUGCGGCGUACUGUUCUGGGCCAUGGUCUACUUGCGGAGGACAAAACAACAAAUGCAUCAAACUAGCCAGUGGUGUUGGCUCGUGGUCUGCGAGAGACUGUUCGGGCUAG
Molecule: messenger RNA, 354 nt
Organism: Fusarium pseudograminearum CS3096
Lineage: Eukaryota; Fungi; Ascomycota; Sordariomycetes; Hypocreales; Nectriaceae
Exons: 1
Coding region: 1-354 (117 amino acids)
Source: RefSeq, a predicted model, not a curated record